Molecule: messenger RNA, 1963 nt
Organism: Galeopterus variegatus (Sunda flying lemur)
Lineage: Eukaryota; Metazoa; Chordata; Mammalia; Dermoptera; Cynocephalidae
Product: hydrocephalus-inducing protein homolog
Exons: 12
Biological process (GO): cilium movement; axonemal central apparatus assembly
Cellular component (GO): axoneme
Source: RefSeq, a predicted model, not a curated record
CCCUUUGCCCGCAUCAUCGACAUCUUUGAAGUGGAACCCAACAAGAUGUGUGUUGCCAGUCGCUCCCAUGCCUUUGCCACGGUGUCCUUCACCCCGCAGAUCAUGCAGACCUACCAGUGUAUCUUUGAGGCUACCUUGGAUGGCUUACCCAGCAAUUUGGCCAGGAACCGAGGCCUCAUAUUUGAUAUCAUUGGUGAGGGGAACCUCCCUAGAGUGACUGUUGUGCGGCCAAUUCUCUGUAACCAAUAUGGAAACCCCUUGCUCCUCUUUAAGAGGCUUCUGCUUGGUCAUUCAGAGAAAUUACCUCUCAUCCUCAAGAACAAUGGCACCAUCCCUGCCCAGCUGCAUAUUGACCUGCAGGACCAGCUAGGAGUCUUCUCCCUGAAAGGGAGGCCUACUACCUCUUUCAUCUACAUCCUAGAAGGAAACAAACCAAACGAGAAAGCAAAGAAAGCUCACACCGCAUCCCUGGUUGUUUCUCCUGGAAAUACAGCUGAAUUUGAUGUCUUUUUCCACUCCCAGAAGGUUGGGAGAAUGACAGGCAUCAUCCACUUGUCAGUGAUUAACAAUCAGUACGAGGAGACCUUCAUCCACAUGGUGGGAGAAGGCUAUGAGGAUGACAUCACCUUGGACAACAUCCACGGGCUGGUGGCUCCCGCCAGCCUGGAGGCCUCAGAUAUCCCUGAGGUCAUAGAGGUCUUUGAAGAAAAUGGUGUGGAAGACCUGGUGGCAGCUGCUCUGGUGGACCACAUCCAGUUUGGGGACUGCCACAUCGGAAACAGCUAUAAUGACAUAAUGGUGACCAUGAAGUCAGACGUGCCCAUCACCCUGAAGAAGAUGGGGGUCAAGUGCAAGAUCGCCAAGAUCAUGUUUCAGCUCCCUGCAGACCAGGUCCCUGACUGGGAUGACCGCAUGCGCACAGUCAAGUGGGUGGACGUGCCCAGAAACACACCUGGGACUUUCACUACAAAACGAAAAGUGAUAGAGACAGAUCCUGAACCUGCCCACUCAGUAACAGAAGAAAACCACCGAGAGCUGCAGCUUCAGAUCAGCGCCAAUGUGGAUUUUGCUUCAUACCAGUGCCAAACGAGCGACGUGCACUUUAAGGAAACACUGGUUUACCAGACCCGAGUGUUUGAGCUUGACCUGAUUAAUUCAGGCCAUGUGCAGCUGGAGUUCAGCUGGAUCUCAGAAGAUACUGGAAAGGUCGUCAGCUUUGCAAUGCCAGAAAACCUAGGUUCCACUCAAAAAGAUCAGCUUAGCCAGGGCACCCUGCAUACGGGAAGCACUCUAGACAGCGCCCUGGACCACUGGACCAAUGGCUCCCCACCACCCUUCUCUGUGGAGCCUUCUGCAGGCAUCGUGCCUGUGCGGAAGACUCAGAAACUCAAAGUGAAAUUCUCCCCACUGGACAUUGGAGACUUCGAGAGCAAACUUUUCUGCCAGAUUCCCAACCUGCCACCUGGAGAGCAAGGUCCAGUCCUGGUAGCAAAAGGGCGGAGCUUGUUGCCAUUUUGUCAUUUUGACCUGAAAGACUCAGACUACAUCAGCGGUUAUCGGCGCAACCCAGAGCUCCGAGGGUCUAGCAGUGGGACUCUGGAUCCAAACACCCGGGUGAUUGAGUUCACAACUGUGGGCAUAGGAGGGAAGAAUCUCCGGACCUUUACAAUCCUGAACCCGACCGAUAGCACCUACUCCUUCUGCUGGAUCUCUGAAGAAACUGAGAGUCUCCAGAACCCUCCAGCCUUCACGUGCCUUACCAAGAAGGGAUUCAUCCACCCUGAGAAGAAAGCUGAGAUUGUGUUCCAGUUCACACCUUCCCAUCUGGAUGUCACAGAAGCAUUAUGGACUUUCUUAAUCCCUGAACACAAUAUCACAGUCCCUUUCCUGCUGGUAGGCAAAGCCACCGACCCUCUCAUCUCUCUGGACAAGUCACACCUCAACUUCAGUGCCCUCCUCAUUG